AAAUUUUCAUUUCGACCUUAUAUUAAUUUAUCCUGUUCUUUUCCAUUUCCGGUUUCAAGAUGAAGAUCGAACUGUGUUCGUUCAGUGGGUUCAAAAUCUACCCUGGUCACGGCAAAAAAGUUGUCAAGACCGAUGGAAGGGUUUUCCAGUUUAUCAACUCAAAAUCUGAGAGUUCUCAUUUGAUGAAGAGGAAUCCUCGUAAAAUUAACUGGACAGUGUUGUACAGAAGGAAGUACAAGAAAGGUCAGUCAGAGGAGAUUUCUAAGAAGAGGACACGUAGAACAACAAAGUUCCAGAGAGCAAUCACUGGCGCCACUCUUAAUGAUAUCCUCGCAAAGCGCAACCAGAAGCCAGAAGUGAGGAAAGCUCAGAGAGAACAGGCUAUCAGAGCUGCUAAAGAGAAACAGAAAGCCAAGGACGCCCAGAAGAAAUCACAGAGGGCCACCGCAGCAAAGAGCCAGCCUAAACAGAAAGCUGCUAAACAGGUACAACCCAAGGCUCCAAGAGUUGGCGGAAAACGAUAAUUUAUUGUACAUUAAUAAGGAAAAUAAAUCUGGAAAACCCAAAAA
This is a messenger RNA of Ruditapes philippinarum (Manila clam), 569 nucleotides long. Its product is annotated as large ribosomal subunit protein eL24-like. The transcript has 5 exons. Gene Ontology annotation, cellular component: cytosolic large ribosomal subunit. Lineage: Eukaryota; Metazoa; Mollusca; Bivalvia; Venerida; Veneridae. Gene Ontology annotation, molecular function: structural constituent of ribosome; mRNA binding. The record is from RefSeq and is a predicted model, not a curated record. Gene Ontology annotation, biological process: cytoplasmic translation. The coding region runs from base 60 to 524 and encodes 154 amino acids.